Molecule: messenger RNA, 399 nt
Organism: Stegostoma tigrinum
Lineage: Eukaryota; Metazoa; Chordata; Chondrichthyes; Orectolobiformes; Stegostomatidae
Product: calcium and integrin-binding family member 4-like
Exons: 5
Coding region: 1-399 (132 amino acids)
Molecular function (GO): calcium ion binding
Source: RefSeq, a predicted model, not a curated record
AUGGAAAUUCAAAAUGUUCACCAGAAAUUUCUUCAAUUGGCUGAUGAAGUAAUUGACUACAAAACACAACAUAUCACGUCAGAGCAGGUCAGCAGUAUUCCAGCAAUAAAGGUGAAUCCAUUUAAAGACCAAAUCUGUAAGGUGUUUAGUAGGAAUGAACAGGGAUUAUUUUCAUUUGAAGACUUCCUGGAAAUGAUCUCAACCUUUAGUGAAAAUGCAUCACUUGCUGUAAAAAUAGACUAUGCCUUUCGAAUAUAUGAUUUAAAUCAAAAUAACUACAUCGAUCAAGAAGACAUACGACAUAUCAUACUUCGCUUAACUAAUGGCUACAUGGAUGAAGCAGACAUAUUAACACUGACUCACUUUGAAGCAGGGUCAUGGGCCUUGCCUCAUGCAUAG